AGGGCGUUCGUGAAGAAGACCAAGGGCGGGCGCGUCGUGAAGGUGGUGCGAGAGCACUACCUCCGCGACGACAUCUACGUCGGAUGCGAGCUCGCGUCCCCCGAGCUCCGCGGCCCGGACCCCUCCGCGCACGUGCUCUCCCCCGCCGCGGACGCGUACGUCGUCAUCGACACGAACGUCGCGCUGCAUCAGCUCGACCUCCUGUCGCACGCCGCGGUCACGGACGUCGUCGUCCUCGGCGUCGUCCUCGAGGAGUGUCGCGCGCGAUCGCGACAAUCCUACGAGCGCCUCCGCGCGCUGUGCAAGGACCCGGCGAAGCGCUUCUUCGUGUUCGCGAACGAGCACCAUCGCGACACGUACGUCAAGGCGCUUUCGGGGGAGUCCCCGAACGACCGGAACGACCGCGCGAUCCGAGUCGCGACCAAGUUUUACGGACGCGCCAUCCCGGGAAAGCGGAUCGUGUUGCUGACGAACGACCGCGGGAAUCGCGCGAAAGCCGCGGAGGAGGGCAUAGACGCGAUGAGCGCGAAGGCGUUCGCGCGGGAGAAGGCGAGAGACGGGAGCGCGCCGGAGUUACUGGACGUCCGCGCGAAAAAAACGUCUUCGACUUUGACGGCGAAGAACGACUCGGGGAAGGGAGGGGCGAUGUUCGAGGAGCACCUGGGCGCGUCGCAGAUCGCCGCGGGGAUAAAGGCGGGGACGCUCCACCAAGGCGCGCUGCGGACCUCGAGGUUCUCCCCGUGGGAAGGCGUCGUCGGGUGCGACGCGGUCGGCGCGGACAUUCUUCUGUCGGGUCGGUCGGCGUUGAACCGCGCGAUGGACGGCGACGUCGUCGCCGUGCGUCUGCUGCCGGAGGAGCAGUGGAAGAAACCGGGGACGCGAAUCGGCGGCGGCGGCGGCGGGGGCGCGUCGCUGGCGCCGCGAACCGCCGACGACGCCGCCGCCGCCGCCGCCGCGCCCGCCGCGCGCGCCGACGGCGUCGUCCCCACCGGCGAGGUCGUCGGCAUCGUCCGACGGUCCUGGCGCGAGCGCGGGUACGCGGCGUCGAUCGACGACGCGACGAACGCGACGCAGACGCAUGCGGUUCGUCUUCUCGCGAUUCCCGUGGACCGCCGCCUGCCGAAGAUUCGAAUCCAAACGCGCCAGGCGUCCGCGCUCUUAGACCAACGGAUCGUCGUCGUCAUCGACGACUGGCCGAUCGACUCGCCGCAUCCGCGCGGGCACUACGUCAAGAGCCUGGGCCCGCUCGGCGACGCGGACGCGGAGACGGACGCGGUGCUCCUAGAGGCGGACGUCGACGACCGACUGUUCGCGCCGGCAGUGCACGCGUGCGUGCCUCCGCUGCCGUGGGCGUUCGACGAGCGCGCGCACUUGGGCGCGCAGCCACAUCGAGAGGAUUUACGGUCGCUGCGCGUGUGCUCCGUCGACCCUCCCGGCUGCCGCGACAUCGACGACGCGUUGUCGUGCCGCGUCCUCGUCGACGACGACGACGGCGCCGAGACUGGGCAGCUCGAGCUCGGCGUGCACAUCGCGGACGUGACGUCGUUCCUGCGACCGAACACCGCGAUGGACGCGGAGGCGCGCAAGCGCGGGACGACGACGUACCUGGUCCAGCGACGCCUCGACAUGCUCCCUAAGCCGUUGACCGAGGACAUCUGUUCGCUGCGAGGGGGCGUGGAGCGGCUCGCGUUUUCGGUGUUUUUCCGGUUCGACGCGAAAACGUGCCUGCCGGUCCCGGGCGUCUCGCCGCGGUUCACGAAGAGCGCGAUCAAAUCGUCCGCCGCGCUGACGUACCAGGAAGCGCAGGAGCUGAUGGACGACGAAACCGACGAGUCGCCGCUGACGCGGGAUUUGAGGCGCGUUCUAAACAUCAACCGCUGCGCGCGCGCGCUCCGCAAACGACGCGUCGACGCCGGCGCGCUCACGCUCGCGUCCCCGGAAGUCCGGUUCGAGCUCGACGCGUCGACGCAGGACCCGCUCGACGUCGCGAUGUACGUCACCAGAGAGGCGAACCAGAUGGUCGAAGAGAUGAUGCUCCUGGCCAACGUCGCCGCCGCGGAGGCGAUUUUGAAGGCGUUCCCCUCGCACGCGUUGCUUCGACGGCAUCCGACGCCGGCGCCGCGGAUGUUCGACCCUCUGCUCAAAGCGUGCGCGGCCGUGGGCGUCGACAUCGACGCGUCGUCGUCCAAGACGCUCGCGGACUCGCUCGACGCGGCGCGGAGACCGGGGGAUCCGUACUUCAACACGCUCUUGCGGAUCGUCGCGACGCGGUGCAUGUCUCAGGCGGUGUAUUGCGUCAGCGGCGCGCACAGCGUCAACGACCGCGUGCACUACGGCCUCGCCGCGCCGCUGUACACGCACUUCACGUCGCCCAUUCGUCGGUACGCGGACGUCGUCGUGCACCGGCUGCUAAACGCCGCGUUGGGGUUGGAGAGACCGGACGCGUCGUUGCAAGACGGAGACGCGUUGAAGGCGACGGCGGAGAACAUCAACUCGCGGCAUCGGAACUCGCAGUCGGCGGGACGCGCCUCCGUGGAGCUGCACACGCACAUCUUCUUCAAGAAGAACAAGGCGGAGACGGACGCGCGCGUGAUUCGCGUGCGCGCGAACGGGAUCAUCGUGUUCGUGCCGAAGUUUGGGAUCGAAGCGCCGGUGCUCUUCGACGAG
Messenger RNA from Micromonas pusilla CCMP1545, 2667 nucleotides. RefSeq lists its product as uncharacterized. Gene Ontology annotation, biological process: rRNA catabolic process. The annotation marks the transcript as partial. The transcript has 5 exons. The record is from RefSeq and is a predicted model, not a curated record. NCBI's taxonomy places the organism in Eukaryota, Viridiplantae, Chlorophyta, Mamiellophyceae, Mamiellales, Mamiellaceae. Gene Ontology annotation, cellular component: cytoplasmic exosome (RNase complex); nuclear exosome (RNase complex). Gene Ontology annotation, molecular function: RNA binding; 3'-5'-RNA exonuclease activity; endonuclease activity.